Molecule: messenger RNA, 1929 nt
Organism: Salvia splendens (bonfire salvia)
Lineage: Eukaryota; Viridiplantae; Streptophyta; Magnoliopsida; Lamiales; Lamiaceae
Exons: 4
Coding region: 116-1915 (599 amino acids)
Source: RefSeq, a predicted model, not a curated record
CUCCACAUCUCCCACUCAAAUUUUCUUCUGAUUACAUAUACACAGAUUUUGAACUGUUUCUGUGGAUACAGUUAUUUUGUGAUCUGUUCUUGCAUUGCACCAUAGGCAUUCAAUUAUGGAGAAGAAGGUCAUUGACCGUUUCUACCACGAACAUCCUUUGAUUCUCAUUGAAAAUGUGAGUAAUGACGAGACUCCAAAUUGUUACGGGUGUGGUAUUCCCGUGAAUGAUUUGGAGGUGGCGUAUGUUUGCACGGUGCAAAAUUGUUCGAAUAGGAUUAUCCUCCACAAGAAAUGUGGAGAAUUACCUAGCCAAAUUUUGCACCCUAAACACCCUGAGCAUCCCCUUUACCUAUUUGAUUACCACCGUUCAUUGGGUCUCUGGUGUGAUAUGUGUACGUGUGAUCUUGGUAAGAUGCUAGGGUACCAGUGUUCAAGUUGUAUGUUCGACUUCGACUUAAGAUGCAAAAGGAUAAGUAUUGAUGAUAUAUUAGAGGGGGAGAGACAAAUUGAACACCCGAGUCACCCUAAUCACCCUUUGACACUAAUGAGGAAGCCCUUAUUUUCAUUUUAUUGUGAUGGUUGUGGCGUCAAUGAUGUGGACAUGGUUUACAUAUGCUCAACAUGUGAAUUUAUGAUACACAAAAGUUGUGCAUCGUUGCCCCUCCUUCUCCCCAUAAAUCUCCGAUACCACCACCAUCGUCUUUCUCUUGCCUUCAUUUUUCCAAUGGAAUAUCGCAAAUAUAUAUUCAAUUGUGAUGUCUGUUUCAAAAGAUUAGAUAGAACAAGUUGGGUGUAUUUUUGUGGUGAUUGCAGAUUCUUUGCUCAUAUCAGGUGUGUUGCAUCCACGACUACGGAGAUAGCAGACGAAGACUCAAAUUUAGGCGGAGAUGAUGAUGGUUUCGAUGUGGUUGAAUUUCCGCUACAUGCUCGUGACAUAUCGAAGGAGUUAAUCACACCUUUCGUGAUGAGAGAAAAAGGGCUUAACAACAUCCCGGAUGUAGCAGACAUGCCAGCAACAGUGAAGAUGCCGGAGACCACAGCAAGGUUUUCAUUUUUAUUCAAUUAUCACAACCAUCCGUUGAGUUUGGUUUCUGAGUUGCCUCAUAAAGAUGACGAAGUUGAUCACAACGAUAUAAUGGAUGCGAGAGGCGAAGAUGAUGUGUUGAAGAUAUGCGAUGUGUGUGUAACACCUAUAUCUUCUCCUCCCUACUACGCGUGUGCUGCUACUGCUUGCAUGUAUUUUGUACACUCUAUUUGCUAUUUGUUACCCAAAACAUUAUCCUCGUCAGCAGCAGCACCGUCGUUGUCUCCUUACCUAUAUUGUAAAUGCCCAGAACCACAUUAUAAAACCCAUAGAUUCACACUCUAUACAAGCUCAGAAUUAACGGAUAUGGACGAUUCCUGUCAAACUGAUUUUUGCCAUGGCUGCACAUAUUAUUUCAACAACUCUGUAGCAUACUGUUGCAGCAGCAGUGACUGUGACUUUGCGUUGCACGUGGAAUGUGCUAUGCUGCCAGCGAGCAUAACAAGGCGUGAGUGGAACGAAUGCCAUCCUCUGGUGUUGGAGUUCCAUGCCUCCUUCGACCAUCCCUCCGACUUCAUUUGUGAUUUUUGCGAGGAAGAAUUGCAUCCCAGGAGGUGGAUGUAUCAGUGUCGCCCAUGCGACCUUUCUUUCCACCUUUUGUGCCUCGACACUGCAUCCGGUGGGUAUAGGAACAUCAAAUUUGGGCGCCGAUUUGUGUUGGACGGGAUUCACCGGAAUCACCCUCUCACAUUCAAUUGGAUCACUAUCAAGAGAAGAUGUGAUAUUUGUCAUAGGAAUGUGUAUAGCUAUUGUGGGUUAGAAUGUGCACCAUGUUACUAUGUUGUGUGCAUGGGUUGUGCUAGGACAGAGUUGGCUAAAAUGAUGUACUAAUAUUCUUCAUAUCA